AUUGGUAAUAGAUUUUGUUGUUGUCUCUUAUUACCAUUAGAUGUUAACUAACGGUUAAGAGUUGAAAGUUAAGACGAUCUUGGUAAUGGUUUUAAAUCUUCUGGUUAAAGCUUCGCUAAAUUUACCUUAUGGCUAACCAUUUGAUUGUUAAUUUAAUGGUGUUUGAUGGUUAAUCCAAUAGUUGCAAGAUAAGAUAACGAUUCAAGUCUGGGACAUUCUCUGUCUACUUGUGUAUUUGUGAAAAGUCCGUCCACUGUUUACUCUGGUUUUACAUUGUGUGUGUGUUGACUCUCUGGUCUCAUCUGCUGUGCAACUUCAACUUGUAUUUAUAUCAUUUGAAACUAAUCAAUUUGGAUAUUUGCAACUUUCAACUCAAUCCUAACCCCUUAAUCUGACUCUUAAAGUUCACUGUACACUUUAUUACCAACACUCACCGGAGUUACCUCAACGUUGUUUCAUUGUUGUGCUUAACUGUUUCACUCAAUUUAUCUAGCCAUUUGUUUAUAAGGACUAAUUAUGUUUUGAUUUUACUUUAAUCGAUUUAUAGUGUCAAUUAUCUCAUUCUUCUUGGUAAUCUUCUUGAUUCAAUAAAGAUGUUGACUAUUUAUUUUAAUUAUGAACUGAAUGAACAUCUAUCGACAAAAUUGAAUCAAGAUAAUAUAAACAUCAUCUGAGUGAUUGGUUCACUUUAUCGUAAUUAUCGUUACUUCUUAAUCAUACCAACACAGCUAAUAGUGUUACUUUUUUUCUUCCCAUUUUCAUCUUUAACCAUAAUCAUCAUUCACAAGAUCUCAAUUUCAAUCACAUCAUGAAUAUACCUCUUUUAAUACUUUUUAUAUUCAUCAUAUUUAUACAUUCAAUUGUAAAUGUCCUCGGUUAUAGUAAAGCUCCACCGAGAUUAGCAUUACCCAAAACCAAAACCAAUCCAGUAAUUUAUUUGGUUGGAUCUAAAGUUCAACUUCAAUGUCCUGUUUAUGCUGACCCCAAGAGGCUAUUUGUUGAAUGGAUGAGAAACGAUAUGCCUGUUGAGCAUAUCCACAGGUAUUUUGUUACCCUCAAUGGUUAUCUGAGAAUUGAAUAUGCUCAAUUGGAAGAUUCUGGUGUUUACACUUGUAAAGCAGCCAACGGAUUUGGUGCUGUCUAUGCCAAUAUUACCCUCAGUAUUUUACGCCAAGAAGAUCUCGGUGAAUCGGGUGGAUUUAAAUUUGACAAUGUUAACCGACUUCUUUUGUCCAAUGACUACCCAGAAGAUUUGGGUUCAUCAUCUUCCCUGUCUCAAUACAAUUAUGUUGAAGAUACCUUACUUGGUCCAUACUUUGUAGAUCUAGUUCCUCCAAAAACCAAAGUAAUCAAACUAAAUUCUGGUAAACCAUUGAGAUUACGGUGUAAUGUUGCCGGUAAACCCAGACCAGAAAUACUUUGGUAUAAAAAUGGAUCACCCAUUAGUCCAACUCGAUUACCUCCCGGAACUACCAGAUUCAAUGGUAUUUUCACCAUUCCCGAAAGUCGUAUUGAAGAUUCAGGAUAUUACAUGUGUGUUGCCUCCAAUGUUAAAGGUCAAAUAAAUACAACGUUCAGUGUUACUAUUUCAGAUAAAGUGAAUCGGCCAGAAAUUAUCGGAAUCAACCCUGAAAAUAGUACAGUUCUAUUGGGUCAACACACUUUCUUAGAUUGCCAGUUCAAAAGUAAACUAGAACCAUUAGUUAGGUGGUUAAAAGAGCUUUCACCAGAGGAACUUGAAGACGAACCAGAUGAAGGUAUUCUGAUUGAGAUUGAUGGCGAAUAUUUCAGAUCUUUGAAAUCAUCGCCAAUUUUACACAAACGAGAUGGAAUCUAUUAUAAUAGGUUGAUAAUUGAUUCAGUUGAUCGAAGUGAUUCUGGUAAAUACUUGUGUUCCGUGGUUAACUAUAAAGGAUAUGCUUAUCGUGCAAGCUAUUUGACGGUGGUAACAUCAACUGAAAUGAAUCAACUGCGAGACUUGGGAUUACCUGGGAUCAAUUACUGUACUCUAUUAAUAAUCGUUAUAGCCAUCAUUGGCUGUAUAGUCCUGGUAAUAUUUUUCACCUUUUUCUUGUACGAAAACAGGGGAAGAAGAAGAGAAGGAAUUUUGGGAUUAAGGAUUGGAAUUGGCAGGAGAGGAUCGGAAAGGGCUAGAAUUGGAGGUGGAGGAACCAAAAAUGCCUCCAGAAUUGAUGUUCCUGGUUUAAAUGAUGGCUUUGAUGGUAAAAGUCAUCUAUUUCCAACUGACACUCUAUCUAAGACUGAUCAUUCGCUUAAAUUCCCAAUUUCAGGGCACCUUUAUCAACCUUCUGUCUAUCAUCAUCAUGUUAAACAUCUUCAACCGCCAACACCAAAAUUUCAAUCCAAAGUUCGACCUUUGCGACUUUCAUCUUCAUCUUCAUCAUCAGCCAUUUCUCCUGCUCAUCAACAAAACCAUUAUUCCAAUGCCAAUGAAUGUGGAUCGUAUAGUCGAUGUCAAUAUGAACAGCCUAACCAUAGGCAUAAAUAUCAAUAUCAUCAGAAUCCCAAUUAUUCUAAUCAACGUUCGGUCAAAGAUUAUGCGUCUUAUCAAAAGUUGACCAAUGCAGUUAUUGAAAUAACCCCAACAGCAUCAUCUAAUCGAAGUCUUGGUGUUAUCUAAGACAAAAAGUCACAAAUAAUUUCAUAAAUUGUACAUUUGAAAAGAGAUAUUUUAUCAAUGGGAUUAUGAAAGUAUCUAACAAGCAUUUCAUCAGUCGUUUAUUUAAUCAUCUUCACCUUCAUGACCCCAUCACCAAGCUCAUUAUCAAGCAUCAUCAUCUUUUUGGUGUCUUUUCCUUUCAACCUCUAUUUCAUUGUAUUUUUUGUUUUCUAAUAAUCUCAAAUGGCAUUUAUUGUCGAAGACUCAGCAGUCUUAUUGCAUGUGAGAGUGAAUUAGAGUAUUUUGUUUUAGUUUAAAUUGUACAAAGUGUCUUCAAAAGUUGCUCCAAACACAAAAAUUGCAUUCAUUUUCAUUGCAUGAUCAUAAAAUUAUUGAAAAUUGUUACAAGAUCAAAGUAUUUUUUACUCUAGUAAAUAAAUUAUAUCACUAAAGUAAACCACGAUUUAA
Tetranychus urticae (two-spotted spider mite) is the source of this 3088-nucleotide messenger RNA. RefSeq names its product fibroblast growth factor receptor-like 1. The record is from RefSeq and is a predicted model, not a curated record. NCBI's taxonomy places the organism in Eukaryota, Metazoa, Arthropoda, Arachnida, Trombidiformes, Tetranychidae.